UAUCGAUUUUUUUUGUUUCACACAGCAGUCAAAUCUAGUAGAAGCAGUACCUUAAAUUCUUAUUAUGUUCAGGUUUUGAUUUUGGAGUACUGUAAAUAAUCGCGACCAAAAUUCUUAAUAGACAAGCAGGCAAUGGCACGUUACCUAGCACAGAUCAUAAUUUUGGGCACCAAAAUGGUUGGGCGAGCGUUGAUGAAGACGAUUCGCCAGGAAGUUCAAGCAUUCGAGGAUGCGGCCCGUAUACAGGAGACGUUGAAGGCCAAUGAGCCUACCAACAGGAGUGUGUUGGCCAAAGGGAUGAGCCUGGUGGAAGCGCAGCUGAUUCUCAAUGUGAAGGAUCUUAAUGACCGCGCGUUGAUCGACACACAUUACCAGCAUCUGUUCCAGGCCAAUGAAAAACCCUCCGGCGGUACCUUUUAUAUCCAGUCGAAGGUCUUUCGGGCCAAAGAGCGGAUCGACAAGGAACUGGCCAGGCUGGAUGCCUUGGCUAAAUUAAUCGACCCCUUACCUCCAUCCCCAUCAGGUUUCGCUUCCGGAACACAUCCCCAAUCAGAGUCCCAGGCCAAAGAGCCCGACCACAAAAGCCGUUAAUCAGUCCCGGCUAGAUUUCCAGCCUGACUUUUUGGUGGCGUGCAUUCAUUCAAGCUGUCCUGUAAUAUUAUCUACAAAAUCGUCCUCAAACUUCGUGUACACACAAACAUAUAUAUUUAAAUCGUCUAAUAAAUAUCAUGUUUUUGU
Drosophila eugracilis is the source of this 738-nucleotide messenger RNA. RefSeq names its product mitochondrial import inner membrane translocase subunit Tim16. Gene Ontology annotation, cellular component: TIM23 mitochondrial import inner membrane translocase complex. Gene Ontology annotation, biological process: protein import into mitochondrial matrix. The record is from RefSeq and is a predicted model, not a curated record. NCBI's taxonomy places the organism in Eukaryota, Metazoa, Arthropoda, Insecta, Diptera, Drosophilidae. The coding region runs from base 133 to 591 and encodes 152 amino acids. The transcript has a single exon.